Seriola aureovittata is the source of this 2705-nucleotide messenger RNA. It is a transcript of the gene slc5a6b, whose product is annotated as solute carrier family 5 member 6. The transcript is spliced from 16 exons. Gene Ontology annotation, molecular function: sodium-dependent multivitamin transmembrane transporter activity. Gene Ontology annotation, biological process: sodium ion transport; pantothenate transmembrane transport; biotin transport. Gene Ontology annotation, cellular component: membrane. Lineage: Eukaryota; Metazoa; Chordata; Actinopteri; Carangiformes; Carangidae. The record is from RefSeq and is a predicted model, not a curated record. Bases 264 to 2126 code for a protein of 620 amino acids.
GUGGAGGUUGUGUCAUGCAACAAUGCCUUUCUGCUGCAAACAGGUUAGGUUAGGUGACGGCACAGGCGCCUUACAUUAUACCUCCUGUCUGUUUAUCUGGGAAGGAAGAAAUCUGUCAGAAAACCAUCUCAGGGGAAUCCAGAGUAUGAAGGCUGCUGGACUCUCCUGACUGAUGGGUGUGGGCAAAGAAGUUUCCCAUCCGUCUGACAGUGCGACUGCAGGAGGAAGAAACCCUCUCCAGCUGCAGCCAGGAGACAAUCACAAUGGACCCGUCCGACCAGAAGCACUUUGCGGUUGUAGACUAUGUGAUAUUUGCUGUCUUGCUCGCUGCCUCUAUGGGCAUCGGCCUGUACCAUGCUCUGUCCGGUGGGCGUCAGCGCACAACACAGGAGUUCUUGAUGGCAGACAGAAGCAUGCGCUGUCUCCCUGUGUCCCUGUCACUCAUCGCCUCAUUCCAGUCCGCCGUGGCGAUCAUAGGCGUGCCGGCAGAGAUCUACACCCAUGGUACUCAGUACUGGUUCAUCGGCUGUGCCUACAUCCUGGGCCUCUUCAUUCCAGCUCAUGUUUUCAUUCCAGUGUUUUACAGACUGCAGGUCUCCAGUGCUUAUCAGUAUCUUGAACUGCGCUUCAGCAAAGCAGUGCGUAUCUGUGGAACUUUGACCUUCAUUUGUCAGAUGGUUAUCUAUAUGGGGAUUUGUGUGUAUACUCCCGCCUUUGCACUUAACGCAGUUACUGGAUUCGAAUUAUGGGGAACGGUGCUGGCCACUGGCCUAGUGUGCACGUUGUACACAACAAUGGGUGGUUUGAAGGCUGUCAUCUGGACAGACGUCUUUCAGACUGUGGUGAUGUUUGCAGGGCAGCUGGCUGUCAUCGUGGUGGGCGUGCAGAAGACUGGGGGAGUGUCUGAAGUUUGGAGGAAAGUCUUGGAGGGAAACCGCAUCUCUGGUCUCGACCUAAAUCCAGAUCCUACAGAGAGACACACUUUCUGGACUCUGGGGGUCGGCGGGAUCUUCCUCAUGCUGUCCCUGUAUGGAGUGAACCAGGCUCAGGUGCAAAGAUAUCUCAGCUCGCGCACAGAGAGGGAUGCUGUCAGGUCUUGCUACAUGGUGUUUCCCUCCCUGCAGCUGGCUCUGGCUCUCAGCUGUGUGAUGGGGCUGGUCAUGUUUGCCCGCUACUGCGGAGAGGAUCACUCUGACAAGCGGGGAAACUCCUCGAUGGAUGCGAUGGUGAUAUACUUUGUGAUGGAUAUGCUGCAGGAUCUUCCAGGACUGCCUGGACUGUUUGUGGCUUGUUUAUUCAGUGCAGCUCUCAGCACCAUCUCCUCCGCCUUCAACUCUUUGGCCACUGUGACAAUGGAGGACCUCAUCAAACCGCAUUUUCCCGCCAUGACAGAGGCCAGAGCGACCCUGCUGUCCAAAGCUUUAGCUAUGUCCUACGGGCUGCUGUGUCUGGCCAUGGCCUACCUCACUCACCUAAUGGGUGAUUCGGUUCUGCAGGUGGCUUUGAAAAUCUUCGGGAUGGUUGGUGGUCCUGUCCUCGGCCUGUUUUCCCUCGGCAUGUUCUUCCCCUGGGCCAACUCCACUGGCGCAGUGGCAGGUCUGGGUGCCGGUCUGGCUGUGUCUUUCUGGGUUGGCAUCGGCAGCAUCCUCACUCGUAGCAACACCGGCACGAGACCGCCUGUACCUGACUGCAGGGUCAUGCUGCUGUCAGACAACACAACUGCUGCCAUUCACACUGCACUCAGCAAUGUCACUAUGAGCCGACCGUCUGGACUGAAGAGGUUUUAUUCAUUGUCUUACAUGUGGUACAGUGCAUUUAACUGCUUCACAGUCAUUUUAAUCGGCCUGAUCAUCAGCUUUCUCACAGGCCCUAUGAAAGAGGAGGAUGUGACACCAGGCACAGUCUACCCCUUGUUGGGCAAACUGCUUCAUUUUCUGCCUGAACGCCUCAAAAAGAAGCUCUGUUGUGUGACUCCUCUGGGACAGACACUCUCAUCUCAGCCUCCACAACACAAAGAAAGGAAUGGGUCGGCCUUCCAACAAGAGGACGGACCGUCACAGGAAGAGACAGAGAGCUUUCUUCCUGAUGCUCACACACCUUUUGUGGAGCGUGAAACAGCUGUGUGACAUCGCAGUCUCUUAUGUCAGGAUGGAAAACGGUUAAAACGCCUUUAGACAAAACACUUGGACAAAGAAUAUACUUGUCUACUGUUGACUUUGCUUUGUGAUGAAGGCUGUAAUUCAAGUUCGCCCUGUUAAAUGCUGCAGCGAGGUCAAAGCUAAACACUGGAGGUUCUUUUUUUAAAUCUGGUAGCAUCUUCAUGUCUUCUAGAAAACACAAGUACAGCUGAGCCUGUAAGUUUUACAGAUAGUCACAUGUUUGAUUUAUAUACAGUUUCUGUCAACUUCAGGUACAUGAUCACUGAUUCACAUUCAGUCUGGUCCUUGCAUGUAAGAAAUACUGCACUACACUGCUAUCUGUGUCCACUGAGCAACUGAAAAGGUUUCAUACCGAUAUUUAUCUCUGUAUAUACUUGACUAUUGUUUAGUGCUGCUGCAGCUGUAUGAAUGGUCCUGUGUCAUACCGAUGUGAGAGGACAGUGCAUCACUUUUUAAGGUCGUAUGACUGAAUUUUGGCUGUAAUGCAGCUGAAACAGAAAAAAAACCCUUUUCUAAAAAGGAUUAAAGAUUUUGUAGUUAACUCUU